AUGUUGAAAGCACUGUAUAUGGGAACGUAUAACUACAUUCCUUCUAUUCCCGCUGCAGCAGUCUUUAUAGCAAUUUUCAUAAUCACGACUAUCACACAUUUCUGGCAAGUUACCCGAACUCGGACAUGGUUCUUUAUUCCAUUUGCCAUUGGAGGAAUUUCGUGCAAUCUCCUCAAGUCAGUAUCCGAGGCAGUUCUCAUUCUCGUUGCACCGUCACUCUUUGCCGCCAGUAUCUACAUGGAGCUGGGACGCAUCAUGCUCGCUACUGGCGGAGAAAGAUACUCGAUUAUUCGACGCUCAUGGCUCACCAAGAUAUUUGUCGUGGGGGAUGCCUUUUCUUUUUUAGUCCAAGCUGCCGGUGCCAGUAUGCUCGUCAAAGUCAGCACCGCAAAUAAUGGUGGAAACAUCAUCAAAAUCGGUUUGAUCAUUCAAAUCGUCUUCUUUGCUCUCUUCGUCGUCACAAGCAUCAUCUUUCAUGUCCGUAUGAAUAGGAAUGGCGCAUCAUACCAACACUUCUUUCCCUUGAGGAAACAUCAGUUGGUCCUAUACUUCGGCAGUGGCCUUAUCUUCGUCCGUUGCAUUUUUCGACUUAUAGAAUACGAGGCUGGAGAUGGCAGUACGCUACUUCAACAUGAAUACUAUAGCUAUAUCUUCGAUGCUGCUCUCAUGGUGCUGGUGAUGAUGACGUUCAGCUUGGUUUACCCCAAUGAAAUCGGUCAGAUGAUCCUCAACACCAACGAUUCACUUGGUUCCGACAGUACCACUAUCACGAAUUGUGUCCCUCAGGCUACAGCAUCAGUGUCUGUUAAAGCUGGUAACGCUACAGUCGAUGUUGGAACUAUGACUGGCUCAGAGCUCUAUACAGGAAUCUCUCAGGCCCUUGGAACAAUUUGUCCUACGGUCAUGCAGACAACAGAAUGGACAAAUUGUGCGGCCGAGCUUGCUAUGGUUGAGAAACUCCCUUAUAUCGAUGCUGGCCUCAUGUCUUAUGGCUCACUUUAUGUUACGCUAUGUACAGUGCAGGAAGUAGCACUACUUAUGAUGUGGAAGGGAUUAAGAGAAGAGAUUCAUAAGACCAUCCUUAUGCCGAAUCGAACACCGCAACAGUUUGUAACACGGAAGCAUUUGCUGCUGUGA
This is a messenger RNA of Penicillium taxi, 1137 nucleotides long. RefSeq names its product RTA1 domain-containing protein. Gene Ontology annotation, cellular component: membrane. The transcript is spliced from 6 exons. Bases 1 to 1137 code for a protein of 378 amino acids. The record is from RefSeq and is a predicted model, not a curated record. NCBI's taxonomy places the organism in Eukaryota, Fungi, Ascomycota, Eurotiomycetes, Eurotiales, Aspergillaceae.